GGCAAUGAGUUCUUUCCCUGUAAGUUGGGCACAAAAAGAUCGGCAUGGGAGCAGCCUCCUUUGAGACAGCUGCUCUGAGAGGACGCAAUAAGCAGGGAGCAGCCAGAAAUUCCUCCUAGCAGAGGGUGACUUGUGGGAGGAGUUCAGUUUGCCAAGUAUUGUCGUUUGUUGAGAGAAGGUGUGUGCUCAAGGAGGAGUUUUAACCUGGAGGAUCAUUAACUCUUUUAGUCGGCUGAGGAGGUGCGGUGGCUCAGUGGCUCGGCGAGUUGGAGUUCGUCCUGAAGCAUCUGCCCGGCAAGGUCAGGAAGGAGGUGUGGAAUCACUUUUUCAUGGGACACUUUGAGAAGGGCCAGCACGCUCUGCUCAAUGAAGGAGAAGAGAAUGAGAUGGAGAUAUUUGGCUAUCGGACUCAAGGCUGCCGGAAAAGUCUCUGCCUUGCCGGAUCCAUCUUCUCAUUUGGAAUCCUCCCCUUGGUGUUUUACUGGAGACCAGCGUGGCAUGUAUGGGCACAUUGUGUCCCAUGUUCCUUGCAAGAAGCAGACACUGUGUUGCUGAGGACAACAGAUGAAUUCCAAAUUUACUCUUGGAAAAAGGUAAUAUGGAUCUACCUGUCAGCAUUAAACAGCGCAUUUGGUCUCACUCCUGACCACCCUGUCAUUACAGAUGAGGAGGAUAUCAUAAACAGAGCCAUAAGAAAGCCAGACCUAAAGGUGAGAUGCAUAAAAGUGCAGAAAAUAAGAUAUGUUUGGAACUACUUAGAAGGACAGUUCCAGAAAAUUGGCUCUUUGGAAGACUGGCUCAGUUCUGCCAAGAUACAUCAAAAAUUUGGAUCAGGCUUGACAAGAGAAGAACAAGAGAUUAGGAGGUUAAUAUGUGGGCCUAAUACUAUCGAUGUUGAAGUUACACCAAUUUGGAAACUGCUCAUCAAGGAGGUUCUAAAUCCAUUUUAUAUAUUUCAACUCUUCAGUGUCUGUUUGUGGUUUAGUGAAGACUAUAAGGAAUAUGCUUUCGCCAUCAUAAUCAUGUCCAUAAUUUCCAUAUCUUUGACCGUAUAUGAUCUCAGAGAGCAAUCUGUAAAACUCCACCAUCUAGUCGAGUCACAUAAUAGCAUUACAGUCUCUGUGUGUGGGAGAAAAGCUGGAGUUCAAGAGCUGGAAUCACACGUCCUGGUGCCUGGAGAUUUAUUAAUUUUGACAGGGAACAAAGUGCUAAUGCCAUGUGAUGCCGUUCUGAUUGAAGGCAGCUGUGUGGUGGAUGAAGGCAUGCUGACAGGAGAAAGUAUCCCAGUCACCAAAACUCCGUUACCCAAGAUGGAGAGCUCUGUGCCCUGGAAAACACAGAGUGAAGCGGAUUACAAACGGCAUGUCCUCUUCUGUGGAACAGAGGUUAUCCAGGCCAAGGCAGCUUGCUCUGGGACCGUGAGAGCAGUGGUACUGCAGACCGGAUUCAACACUGCAAAGGGAGACCUUGUGAGAUCCAUUCUCUACCCCAAGCCAAUGAAUUUCAAGUUGUACAGGGAUGCCAUCAGGUUCCUCCUGUGCCUUGUAGGAACAGCCACUGUUGGGAUGAUCUAUACUCUGUGUGUCUAUGUGCUCAGUGGGGAACCUCCAGAGGAGGUGAUGAGAAAAGCCCUUGACGUCAUCACAAUUGCGGUUCCUCCUGCUCUGCCUGCUGCUCUGACCACAGGCAUUAUCUAUGCCCAGAGGAGGCUGAAGAAGAGCGGCAUCUUCUGCAUCAGCCCCCAGAGGAUCAAUGUGUGUGGACAGUUAAACCUGGUCUGCUUUGACAAGACAGGCACCUUAACAAGGGAUGGCUUGGACCUCUGGGGAGUCGUGUCCUGUGAUAGGAAUGGCUUUCAGGAAGUUCACAGCUUUGCCUCAGGCCAGGCUUUGCCAUGGAGCCCACUGUGUGCGGCGAUGGCCAGCUGCCACUCUCUGAUCCUUCUUGAUGGGACCAUCCAGGGAGACCCUCUGGACCUCAAAAUGUUUGAAGCCACCACCUGGGAAAUGGCUUUUUCUGGGGACGAUUUCCACAUCAAGGGAGUGCCGGCACAUGCCAUGGUGGUUAAGCCCUGCAGAACAGCCAGCCAGGUCCCAGUGGAAGGAAUCGCAAUCCUGCAUCAGUUCCCAUUCUCAUCAGCUCUGCAAAGAAUGACAGUCAUUGUCCAAGAGAUGGGAGGUGACCGACUGGCAUUCAUGAAAGGUGCACCAGAGAGGGUGGCCAGCUUUUGCCAACCUGAGACAGUACCCACUAGUUUUGUUAGUGAGCUUCAGAUUUACACGACACAGGGCUUUCGAGUCAUAGCACUGGCCUACAAGAAGCUGGAAAAUGACCACCACACCACCGCCUUGACGAGGGAGACGGUCGAAUCAGACCUGAUAUUUCUGGGGCUGCUGAUCUUGGAGAAUCGAUUGAAGGAAGAGACAAAACCUGUCUUGGAAGAGCUCAUCUCAGCCCAGAUAAGGACUGUAAUGAUCACAGGUGACAAUCUUCAGACUGCAAUAACAGUGGCCAGAAAAUCUGGAAUGGUUUCUGAAAACCAGAAAGUCAUUCUCAUUGAGGCAAAUGAAACCAACGGGUCCUCAUCAGCAUCUAUAUCUUGGACAUUAGUAGAAGAGAAGAAACACAUUACGUAUGGGAAUCAGGACAAUUACAUUAACAUCAGGGAUGAAGUCUCUGAUAAUGGCAGAGAAGGAAGUUACCAUUUUGCCCUGACUGGAAAAUCCUUUCAUGUUAUAAGUCAACAUUUUAGCAGCCUACUGCCAAAGAUACUGAUCAAUGGGACCAUCUUUGCAAGAAUGUCUCCCGGGCAGAAGUCCAGUCUGGUGGAAGAAUUUCAGAAACUGGAUUACUUUGUAGGUAUGUGUGGUGACGGAGCCAAUGACUGUGGGGCUCUGAAAAUGGCUCAUGUGGGCAUCUCUUUAUCAGAGCAGGAGGCAUCUGUGGCCUCACCUUUCACUUCCAAAACUCCAAACAUUGAGUGCGUACCUCACCUUAUCAAGGAAGGACGUGCAGCUCUCGUUACCUCCUUUUGCAUGUUUAAGUACAUGGCUCUGUACAGCAUGAUUCAGUAUGUUGGUGUUCUGCUGCUCUACUGGGAGACAAACAGCCUUUCAAAUUACCAGUUUCUGUUCCAGGAUCUGGCCAUUACAACUCUUAUUGGUGUAACAAUGAAUCUGAAUGGUGCCUACCCCAAGCUGGUGCCUUUCAGACCUGCAGGACGGCUGAUCUCUCCACCUCUGCUACUCUCUGUGAUUUUCAACAUUCUUCUCAGCCUGGCCAUGCAUAUUGCGGGAUUCAUCCUGGUUCAGAGGCAGCCUUGGUAUUCCGUGGAGAUACACAGUGCCUGUACAGUGCAAAAUGAAAGCAUCUCAGACUUAACCAUGUCUCCAGCUGCUCCAGAAAAAAUGGAAAGUAAUAGUGCCUUCACAAGUUUUGAGAACACUACGAUCUGGUUCUUGGGAACAAUCAACUGUAUCAUUGUGGCUCUUGUGUUCUCUAAAGGAAAACCAUUUAGACAGCCAACCUAUACAAACUAUGUAUUUGUCCUUGUGCUGAUAAUACAGCUUGGUGUAUGUCUAUUCAUUCUAUUUGCUGAUAUACCAGAAUUAUAUAGACGUUUGGAUCUGCUCUGCACGCCCGUCCUGUGGAGGGUCUCCAUUGUCAUCAUGCUCAGCUUGAAUUUCAUUGUGUCCCUUGUGGCCGAGGAGGCCGUUAUUGAAAAUCGAGCCCUGUGGAUGAUGAUUAAAAGAUGUUUUGGCUAUCAGUCAAAAAGCCAGUAUCGGAUAUGGCAGAGGGAUUUGGCAGGUGACCCUAGUUGGCCCCCACUAAACCAAACCUCCCACUCUGACAUGCCGGAGUGUGGCAGGGGCGUGUCUUACAGCAAUCCGGUAUUUGAGAGCAACGAAGAACAACUUUGAAGGACAUGUGAUGUCCAAGGUGAUAUUACAGAGAAACAAUGACAAAAGGGACCAGUUUCAUUGAUUUUAAGAAAUGAGACUCUUGUAACAUCAGCUGGAGUUUCGGAGAUACCUGUCAAAUCAUGGUGACAAACUAAAGUCUGUUUGAUAAAAUGCUUUCUACAGAGAAGAACAUUGACCCAGAAGAGUGCUUUCCUCUUGGCUUGUGAAGGUAUCGGAGGCGUUCAGUGAAGGCAAGAAUGGGCCAAGAAUUGCUAUGGGCCAAGAGACAAGCAGGCUGAAGGGGAAAAAUAUGUGAUCUUUCUUCUUAGGACAGGACAAUACUUUCCUUUUUAUAAAAAUGAAUUAAGGGGAAGUAGUACUGUGUAUACUCAUGGAGUUGUAACAUGUUAAAGAGCAUUUUUGAAUUUUUACUUCAUCGAUGGAAAAACUAAUGCAUGGAAAAUGUUACACCAGUCUUUACUGUCUGGGUUCCUUUCCUCUGUAGUGCUUUUCAGAUUUGAGGCUUUUUCUUCUGCUUCUGGCCUUACUCUACAUGUUAUUAAGGAUAAGCUCAGCCUAUGCUGCAAUAAAAAACACCUCU
Molecule: messenger RNA, 4503 nt
Organism: Mandrillus leucophaeus (drill)
Lineage: Eukaryota; Metazoa; Chordata; Mammalia; Primates; Cercopithecidae
Gene: ATP13A4
Product: ATPase type 13A4
Exons: 30
Coding region: 330-3920 (1196 amino acids)
Biological process (GO): intracellular calcium ion homeostasis; polyamine transmembrane transport
Cellular component (GO): late endosome membrane
Molecular function (GO): ATP hydrolysis activity; P-type ion transporter activity; polyamine transmembrane transporter activity
Source: RefSeq, a predicted model, not a curated record